AUGUGCAUGUCAAAGGAGCAAGCUAGCGACGAGCCCAGGAAGGCCGCCAGUUUGGGCCCCUUUGAGCUCCCGUUACCGCCAGUGGACAAAGAGCGCUUCAGGCGGCUGCAAAUUCUGGUGCAAGAGGAGAGGAAUCAUGGGCAGAUUGAGUUGUAUGAAGACCAACUGCAGGGUUGCAAGGUGGUGGGAAAGCGAAUUUUCCGCUCGUGGACACUGGGAAGUGCCGAGGAGUUCGCAGCAGCCCAUCCCGACCUGCUGGAGAGCCCAUGGAAGGAAGUGGAGAUCAGCCUUGUGCUGGGCUUGAACAAAGUCCAGGCGAAGCUCGGAGUGUGCAAGAGCUUCGGAGCCUUCCGAGAUGAAGAGGGCGACAUCCUUCUGUUCAUGGAGUACAUCAGCGGUGGCGACUUGCACGACUUGGCAAGUAGAUGCUCCACCAAGCCUGGACCGGAGAGGGAGCAGAAGGUGUGGCCGGUUGUGCUCUCGCUGCUGCGCGGAGUCCGCUGCCUGCACGACGCUGGCGUGGCUCACGGCGACAUUUCGCUGGAGAAUGCAUUGCUCGGGCCGGAUGGAGAGGUCAGGCUGAUUGACUUUGCAGCUGCAGAAGCAGACGUGUGGGUGCAGGGCAUUCGCGGCAAGCCGUCUUAUCAGGCUGCUCGAAACGUGCAGUCAAGCUACAGUCUAAGCCAGCUUGAGCUCGAAAAGAUGGCGGCCGGUGCAGCUGUCAGAGGCGAGCAGCGACCCGCGGAUGGCAAGGAGCCGAGAGCGCUCAUGAGUGUCGGCAUUGGCGACUUCCGGAACACUUCAUCUGGACCGUACCGAGAACUUGCCAUUGCCUUCCCAGCCUGUGAAAACGAGGAUAUCGUGCUCGAUUGUGGGAGCUUCAUGCACUGUCAAGACAAGCUGCCGGCAUGUGCCCACACGUUCAUGUUCCGCAGCUAUGCCAGCAACGAGGCGGCGGUCCUCAGCGCGCGCUCGGCCGGAAUUUCCGCGCAGCUCAGUACCAGGUUCGAGUUUUCGCGGGAGAAAGCCGGGAGAGGACACAUCUUGGCCUUCUCGGUCAUGGGGUCGGAAGAUGAUGAGCUCCUGCAGGGUAAAGUGGAGGUGAUCAACAGCCAUGGAGGCGAAGGCGACACGACAGGGAUGGCAGAUCCACGUCGAGGAGAUCAAGGAUACCGUUUACAGCUUUUCGUCGCAGAAGGCAAUGACGGCCGAGGUGCUCGUCACAUUUGUUCCUUCCCGAGUGGUCUCCAAGCAGCUCCGGCGCGCAUCGUCGGAGACAUGAACGGUGGGGACUUUUUCCGAGAUGUAGGAUUUCAGCCAGAGGGUGCGAUGCAUCUGCCCAGUUUACAAGUCGUUCGAUUGCCUUCCUGGGGAGGCAUGACACAUGCAACCUCUGCUGCCUCUGCGAUUCAAUCCUCACAGCCGGCACAGCGGCAGGCUUCGGCUUCUGGCCGCACGACACCCUUGGUGCAAGCGCCGGUGGAAUCAGCCCCUGCACGCGGACAAUCCGACUUCAUGGACAUGGUUCGGGAGUUCAAUGAAGGUCAUGCAGUCCCAAAGACGCAGCCAGUGUCUGAAACGCCUGACCUUCUGCAACAGCACCUUCACAAGGAACCUGCCACGGACCCACGCAGCGAGCUGCUGGCAGCCAUAGCUGGCUUCCCGGCCGACAUUGCCAAGCCGAUCCCAGCCCAAGGCGAUGUGGGGACAGCGAGUCACACCGAAGCCGCGCAAGUCGAAUCCUUGCGGCAGGAUGAGACGAAGAUCCCCAGCCCAAAGUUCGGCAAGGAUACUAACCUGACCAGUGCGUCGGCCCCGGCCUUGAAGCCCUGGAGCCAGCAAACCGAUCUACCUCCAAUCACCGUCACCUCGCGCCGGCCUCUGAACAGAACCUGGCAGGGUGACUUCGUGGUCGACGAGAAAAGCCACGUGCCUUUGACAUCCUGGUUUACUCAGCGGAGGAGCUGGAACAUUCAUAUCUCCCAUCGUGACCUACGUGCACAUCGGCGGGACGCGGAGCUGGCCGCAGGCGGUGUCGUCUACGGCAAUGGCUACAUACGCCUCUUCAGCGGCAGCCACCUGUUGUGCACCGGGUACUUCUACGCAUUCAAGAUCGACGCUGUGGACGAUGAGCAUUUCCCGCUAGAUUCGCUCCGCGACAUGUCCCUGGCCUUUGGCGUCUCGCACCUCCCGGGCGGGCACAAGCUCGGCAUACGCACCAUGUACGCCUACGAAAUCCCAGGAACCAUCCUAAUCGGCUACGGGAAGCAUGUCGUGGACAGCGGAGAGUGGUUCACCCAGACUGCCUGGGAUCCGAAGUCCUUGGUCGUGGGAGAUGUGGUCGGAGUCCACAUCAACCCUUUGGGAGACCUGAUCGUGUGGGUGAACGGUGAGCAGGUCCUUCGGACUGUCACCAGCCUUACGGAGGGCAAUCGAAAUGACUUGAACCCGCGGCGCAAGGCACUGGGCCCCCGUCGGACGCUGUUUCCGGUGAUCGAUCUUCACGGCAGGGUCUCUGCAGUGACACUCCUCCCGGAAAUGAGCAUGCCGAAUGUGAACUUGAAGGCGCGAAACAAGAUCAGAGAGAAGGACCUGAACCCACUCGGCUUUAGGGGGAAGAAGGCCAGGGACGCUGCCACAGUGCAAGGCCCUUCCAGUGCCGGGACGGAACCUGCCUGGCUUGGGCAAGGCCACAUAGAAUCGCAGAGCAUCCUCGGCGGGAGGGACCGGGAUUUGAAUGUCUUGCAGAGGGUCACGCAGCUGCCGCUCGUGGAGCCCCCGACUCCACGCGACGUGGAGCGCCGGCAAAGGCUACAUAGGUGGCCAAACUUCCCUGCUGACGUUGUCGACACCUUCCGGCAGUGGGGUGUGGAGCCCAGGUUACUGGCCUCUGAAGUCCCAGCGUUACGUGCCGGGGGCGCUGUGGAUGUCGACGAGAGGAUGCGCUUCCUCACUUCCGUGUUGCGGAGGAGUGUCGCAAGCCUCGCAGAGCACCCGCAGUUUCUGUGGAGUCGCUUCGAGGCGCACAUCUUGCCGCGGGCGCUCUAUGCCGACCAGCUGGGCCUUGUGCAAGUCAUCGGCUUGCGAGAUCUUCUCGGAACUCGAGACACAGCCCUCCAGGAUGCCAAAGCCUGGCCGGCCGUUUGUGGCCCGAAAGCUUCUCGUGCCGACUACGAGGAGCUCCAUCGCCAGGUGCAGCAACUCGCCUCCCACUCUGCACGGCUGCUGCCACUGACGCUGGCAGAGGGCCUCGAUGGACUUCGGAGAAGGCUGUCUGCGCCUCGCAUCACUUCCAAGGGCCCCCCCUGA
Messenger RNA from Symbiodinium sp. CCMP2456, 3309 nucleotides. NCBI's taxonomy places the organism in Eukaryota, Dinophyceae, Suessiales, Symbiodiniaceae. The record is from the annotation of a GenBank genome assembly.